UGUUGAAUUAAUCAAUAAAAGCAAUUAAACGUAUGAAAAUUCAUUUCAUCUUAAAUCUAGGCGUGUUUACGUGUUGUCAGUAUUGCCAUUUACAAUUUGGAAUUUCCUAUUUGUCUAGUAUCGAUGUGUCUAGUGUCUAAAUCAACAAGCGAGUUAGCGACAUUUUGUAAUAUUUCGUGUAUUGAUUGAAGUGCCAGUUAGAUUUAAUUUUAAUACAGAAUAGAUUAUUGGUUUCAUAUUUACCUUUGUGAUUAUGUUUAAUAAGACUGUUUACCAACUCUUUAAUUAGAAGGCGUGAACGUGAGCAGUUUAUUGUGUUUAUCAUUGGUUUUCAGCGAUGGCAGUGCCCGACCAGUUUUCACUUCGGUGGAAUGACUUCCACGCAAAUCUCGCACUGUCGUUCCAAGCGUUGCUGGAUGGUGAGGAUCUAGUUGAUGUGACGUUGGCGGCUGAUGGCCAGUAUGUUCAUGCACACAAGUUAAUUUUAUCAGUCUGCAGUCCUUACUUCAAGGAAUUGUUUAAGAUGAAUCCAUGUGAACAUCCUAUAGUCAUUCUUAAGGAUGUCUCUUAUCAUGAAUUGAAGCAGCUUCUCCAGUUUAUGUACAAAGGAGAGGUGCAUGUUCGUCAGCAAGAGUUGUCUGCUUUCCUUCAUACAGCUGAACUCUUGCAAAUUAAGGGCCUCACAAGUGGCAGAGAGAAAAGCGAGUCACCACCGCCAGCCUCUGAUGAUUCCUGCACACCAAGAUCACAGAUCAAUGAAGCAACUAGCGACAGCUUGCCUGAGUGGGUUCAACCAGAAGAAACAUCAAGUAUGGAAAUACCCCCGGAAAUACCAGCAUUGAUUCCAAAGGAAGAAGCUGCAAGAAGCCCUCUAAAACGAUUAAUGAAAAAUACACAAAACAGAACAAGCAACAACAACAAAAAGAAACCCAGGCCUUCAGCCAACAACAGUCCCUCUCAUCCCGAAAACAGCGAGUUUGUUCCUGAAGGAGCCUACAGUGAUGUAUCUGGUGAACCCUUGAUCGACUUCGACAGCGAUAUGUUUCAUAAUAUCUUGGUUGUACCAGACUCUGCUAAAGAAACAGGUUGGAACUGCAAAACGGGCGGUGUUAAAUGUCCGUCGUGUCAUCGGUUCUUUGCCAAUCGUUACAACCUUAAAGUUCACAUACGAGACAAACAUGACACUAGAGAAGGGACAUUGCAAUGUGAAAUUUGCCAGAAACGUAUGCGUAAUCCGUCAUGUUUACGCGUGCAUAUGUAUCAUCACCGCAAGCAGGCCGCGUAUCUUGCGCAACUUAGCGCUCAGGGAGAUCAAAUGGGCGUCCAUAACAUGGUUGAGAAUAAGUGGCGUCCUGAAAAUUUGAAUGAUUAUCGGGAAAUGGAAAAAUUUACGGCAACUGCUACGGCGCCCGAGGCCAACCAGUUUCCGCAAGCUGCAGAAGGCCCGCAACAAGUUGAGCCGCUAAUGAAGACAGAACCAAAACUAGAGACAGCAUGAUUAAGGGUGAGACCGGAUGAUGACCUAAUUGACCCGAUCGAACUGGCACGCCGAUUUACUCAACAAUGCUGGUGGAAGAAUAUGGUCUUCUGUUUCAAACCGGACUAGAAUGCUUUUAUUUUAAACUUGUUUCUAUUUAUUUGCAAAUUUUGGUUACUUAUAAUUUUUUCGACGGCCACAAAUCAUUUAAAAUUAUAUUAGACUUGUGGCGUUUAGAUCGGAAGUAACAACAGCUUCAUUUAGACCUUACCAAAGGUACUGUUGAGUAUGUAUAUAUUAUUUCCAAUAUACAUUCCACCAUAUACAUUCCAAAGACUGAUUGAACAAAAAUAAUUUUAUAGAUUUUAUAAUUUACAUCGGUUUUAUUUUAACGCAGGAUAUAUUUGUUAGUGACUUACUUAGUUUUAAAACGUUUUGAAGUACCAAUUAUUGUCAUAAGUUAACUCCUGUACGACAAAUUAUAAUUUAAUAUUUUUUUCAUUUAAAUAUAUAAGAAUCAAUUGGUUCUUUUGUAAUGCUAAGCGGCUGUACAAUUCUAAGUACAAUGGGAACAGGGCAGCUCCAAUCCGAAUUAGGUUAAUAAUAAUUGCCAUUAAUACAGUGUACAAAAUUUUUAUUAUUGGAAUUUCAAAAUAAUAGGUAAGACCACAAUGAACAUAACCUCACAGUACAAAAUGUGUAAAAUAUUCAUUUUUAAUGCUUUACUUAGUUUAAGUUCUAUAGAUUUAAGUUCACAAUAAUCUCGGAACGGAGUUUUACUGAAAUUAUUUUAGUACAAGAUUCGAAAUUUCACUUUAAUAUAACAAUCUUUUGUACCUCAUCUUUUAUCUUGUAUAUUUUGCUGUUUACCAUCUAAGUUUAAUUCUAAGAGUAAUUUUACAUGAAGCAUGGGUGAUGCACAAUAUUUUUUGAGAUUUACGGCGUCGUUUUGGUUGCUGUGUGUUUUGUUGAUUUCUUGUUUAGAACUUGUAUUAAGAGGUACAUAAAACAUUCGAGCUAAAAUGAUGGUUGUGUUCUAUGAAUAUGAAACUCGUCGAAUAAAAAUAUCGAUUUUAUAUAAAUUUAUCGGUUUUAAAACACCCAUGCAUGUUAUAACAGUGGAUUACUGCAAUUUAUACAUUCCAUAUGACAUUCGAAAAUUGCCAUUUUAGUUGAGUUGUGACACAGGUAAAGUUGUCAAUAGAUUUCUGUCUACUUUACCGCAUUUAGCUUUAAUUUCUAAAAGACUCAUCCCAUCGUAAUCAAGUCGAAAAUGUGAAAUUUAGACUAAGAUCGAAUAGAGGUCGCCAGUUAGAAAGCGGUAGCUAUGCGAUGUGGAUUUUUGUCAUGCCGUCCCUUUCUCACCUCAAAUAAUUUUAAUUUUACGAAUUUUGCCCUCGAACGGCACCGGAGCUCAACGACGUUGUGACUGUUUUAAAAACGGAAGGCGAAACAAUUUAUUUUAACGGACGAUUAAGAUUAAAGGUUAGUUUUAAAUUUGUACUUGACACAAAUGGAUUUAUUUUUCAAAAUUUUAUAUAUUUUAAAGGUUUGGGUAUUGCUAACCAUUAAUUGUAAGGGGUAUACUAACAUAUUGAUCAAGGAAAAAAAUUAUAUACAUUCCAUUAGGUUUAAGAUAUGUAAUCAACCUGACUUAGAGUAAGAUUAACAUUUAUAAUAUUUAUAUUAAGUACUCUUAGAGUAAGCCGUCGUAUUGUAAUUGAUUGAGAUUAAGAAACCAACAUUCCAUGAUUUGUUAGCUGUGUUGAUUUAGCAUUUAUACAUUGUUUUUUUACCAAAUUGUUUAUAUACCAAUGCUUUUUAUUUUGUAAUGUAGACUUCAUACACAAAGAUCGAACCACACUCGACUUUUUUGUCGAAAUAAUGUGCUGAAAAAGUUCGGUAAUUUGGCAAGUUAAGAAUACAUUAAGAUGUUUCGUGUUAAGUUGACGUCGGCUAAAAUUACCUUGACCAAUACAAUACAUACAUGAUUGUGAAAUAAAUUUAUGAAGCACAUUUUAAGUACUUAAAACAAUACAUCAAUUAAAGGCGAUUUCUCAUACAUAUGUAGUGUCAUGUUUAAAAAAAUGCAUUCUUGUAAUUUUAUCUAAUCUGCAGAUAAAUUUAAAUUGAAGUGUGUUUCAUAGAUAUAUUGCAAUAACCAUAUAUUUUCUUUAAUAUAUAAUCUAAAUAUUAAGAAUUUUAAAUUCAGUAUUGUCUCAAUUUAUUAACUGAGGAAAAUGUUGGUAGUUUUAAAGAAAUUCUUAAAAAAAAUAUUUCAGCAUAUUUCGAGAAUACUCAAUCAACUGAAUUAAAUUCACAACAGAUUUUGUUUUGCUGUCUCUAGCCUCCACAAAGUACAAAAUAGUGUGCCAACUAAAGCCAAUUAUAUACUUUUGUUUUAUUAAUUAAAAUAUCAUCACAAAAUAUUAGAGGUGAAAUGAAAAGCUGGAGUCAGCAUAUUUAACCAAAUAUAAAUGUUUACUGUAUAACGGAUCGUUUCUCUUCAUUAUAUUGGAAGAAAACGGACCGUUAAUAAGUCACUUAAUCUUUCUUCAGAAGUGAGACGCAUUUUAAGCAAUCGUGAAUGAUUAAUUUGAUACUAUUAUUAUUUUCUAUGUUAUUUAAAUUAUGCUGCCAAAAUCAACAUAAUAUUUUUUUGAUUUAUGACAUCAAGGUUGCCUGCAAGAUAUUAAUCUUAUUAUCAAGAUCAGUAGGGAUUUUUUUAAAUUCUUUUCUUUUUUUCCCACUCAAAACUCUAAAUUUAACUUUUCAUAGAGCAUUUUUUUUAAGGCUAGUUUGUUAUUACAAAGAUUACUUAAGUAAUAACAAAAUAAAUUCUAUUAUUGAAGUUCCACGAUUGUUUAACUUAGAAAUGGGUCACACUUUUGACAUUACUUGGUAGAAUUAAUAUUAAUAUUAAACGGAAUAUAAUAUAGUGCUCAAAUAUUACUCGUAAUGUAACUGGUCUUUAACCAUGACAUAUAAUUUUAAUCGUAUUAGUGUGUAAGUACUUUCUAGUGUGUCUUGCUGUCUUGGUUACGAAGUAACUCGUUCGAUUUUGACGAAAAUUUGUUUGCGAGAGAGUCCAUAUUACGUAAAUAAUUCUAUGUCAAAUCGUGUCACGAGACGCUGGGAAAAAUGGGAGUUGCACAAAUUGUAUUAUUUUAAUUUUUGAAAUUAACAUAUCAUGAUUAUGAUGUGUGUUUGGAUUCAAUGCUUUUUACAAUACAAUGUAUAGUUUUCUAAUGGACUCGCGAAACAUAUUUUCGUCAAGACCUUUAUAUCUAUCAAUUUACCUGUCGCCAUAAUUAUAUUUCUUAAGUUUUAUAUUUUUAUAGUCUUUAUGUAUCGUUUAGGACAUGCUGUAACAUUAAUUUCAUCAAUCAUACAAUUAUUCAGGCCCAAUUUUUAUCGCAUUUAUAUUGGGGGUAGAAUUAUUUUUUUACAAUUAUGCAAGAUUUUUUAAACAGCUUAAUAAAUGGCAACUGCUGAGUGCAUAAGAUUAGACCUUUGAUGUUGAUAAAAUCGGUAUUUGAGUGAAUUAACGUGUAGAACGCACAUGUCAUUGGCCAGUAUUCUCCGAAGUUGUGCGAAAAUGAGCUUUAUAGUGAUUACGUCCGAGGAGAUCGAAUCUCUUUAAAUUAAAGGCUGCUGUUGUGUCAAUGUUAGGAGCGGUAUAUGAUACAAGUAAUAUGAGUUUAUGAGCAUUUUCCUUUGACAUACGAACUUUUAAAAAAAAGUGUGUCAGACAGAAUGAUCACCAAGAAAUUUGAAAUUCCAUUUAAAUGUUUGUCUUACAAAUAAAAUUUCUGGAAUAUACAAAAAUGCUUUUAAACUCAUAUUAAACGUACGAGUAGGGUAAAUUCGUGGGUCCACAGUAAUUAAGGUAGAGAUGUAGAUGGGUAACAAGGAGCGACACAAUGGCGCCCACUCACUUCACUUCAAAAAUUUCUUAUACGAAUGUCUUUUGUUUGACAAUGUUUCAUUCAAAGAUGCUAACGAAUAUCAGUGCACCUGUAUGUAUGUCAAAUUUAGUGAAGAAAAGUGGCGUUUAAUGGCGCGAUGUGCGGCGCAGUAGAGUCAUCCGAGUUACCUAUCUCGAUAUAGAUGGUUGUUAUCGGCUAGAAAAUACACCCAAGGUGUUAAGAUUGUGAUGUGUAAUGUACUAGGUAAGUGUUUUUGGCCUGUGCUAGUGCUUCGGUGGAAUGGAAUUAAUUGAAUUAUAAUUUGAAGGAGAGUAAUACGUUAUCCACCAAAACAAGAUCGAACGCUCAUUUCAAUUAUACCAAUUUAAAUAACUUAUGACAUAACGAUUACUUUCAACUACAAUUGAUGAAACAUUUCUGUAGUGAAAUUACAUUGUUUAAUGUACUGUAAUUUCUCUAAUAAUAAAUUGUAUGUCUAAUCUAAGGUGUUAUGUAAAUCCAACCAGUAUAUAAAAGGUGGUAACAUUAGUUGUCAAAAUGAAAUGCAUAACAUAGGGUGUAAAUCGAACGAACAAUAAUUAUUAAUUACGCAACAUUGGCAAUGUUAUUUUCCCCAAACGUUUACAGGCUGGUAUAACAUUUUACUUGUCAUGUAAUACUGUAAAAUUUACACACAGUAAGCCGAUAAACAUUUUGAAUUUUUAAAUCCUAAUUGAAGGUUGAAGUAUGUUUUAACAUUUUGUAUCAACGAAUUUUUUAAUUGUGCUCUCUAUUUUGUGAUUUAUAUUUAAAAAAGAAUCCUCCACUCCAGGGUAGCUAUAAUUACAUUUAAUAUUUAAUGUGUGUCUAUAACGAUAUUUUCGUGUAAUAUGUGUCUAAUAUACUCUUGAUUAUACUCAGAAAUCGGUGUUUAAUAUUUACAUUAGCUUUACUUAAAACAAUAAAUUAUAAAUUUAUAAA
This is a messenger RNA of Pieris napi, 6366 nucleotides long. RefSeq names its product protein tramtrack, beta isoform-like. The record is from RefSeq and is a predicted model, not a curated record. Gene Ontology annotation, molecular function: protein binding. Gene Ontology annotation, biological process: regulation of transcription by RNA polymerase II. Lineage: Eukaryota; Metazoa; Arthropoda; Insecta; Lepidoptera; Pieridae. The transcript has 9 exons. Gene Ontology annotation, cellular component: nucleus. Bases 338 to 1498 code for a protein of 386 amino acids.